Paecilomyces variotii is the source of this 2138-nucleotide messenger RNA. Its product is annotated as glucose-6-phosphate isomerase. The transcript has 3 exons. The record is from RefSeq and is a predicted model, not a curated record. Gene Ontology annotation, molecular function: monosaccharide binding; glucose-6-phosphate isomerase activity; carbohydrate derivative binding. Gene Ontology annotation, biological process: gluconeogenesis; glucose 6-phosphate metabolic process; glycolytic process. Bases 287 to 1948 code for a protein of 553 amino acids. Gene Ontology annotation, cellular component: cytosol. NCBI's taxonomy places the organism in Eukaryota, Fungi, Ascomycota, Eurotiomycetes, Eurotiales, Thermoascaceae.
ACGGGCAACUGCUUGAGCCUACUUACUCGGACACCGGCCAAGCCCCACGGUUGCCCCUCCACGGACCCCAACACGCCGGCCGGUGUUGACGACAUACUUGUAUACCUUCUGCUUUUCCCUACCAUCCAUCCUGCCUCCCCUUCUUCCUUUAAACAGCCCUCCAGAAUCAGUGCCAUCUCUCGCGCCUUUCUGCUCAAACUUCCACUCAAGAAUCUAUACACCUGUGCCCCGCACUGACGCAACACCCUCCUCGAUAGCUAUAUCGGAUACCAUCUGAGCUGCCACAAUGCCUGGUUUCUCGCAGGCUACUGAAUUGAGCGCCUGGAAAGCUCUCCAGGAGCACCACAACACUCUGGGCAAGAAUAUUGUCCUGAAGGAAUAUUUCGAGAAGGACCCGAAGCGCUUCGAGAAGUUCAGCCGGACCUUCCAGAAUUCUGCGGAUAACAAGGAGAUCCUGUUCGACUUCUCCAAGAACUUCAUCACCGAUGAGACACUCGCCCUUCUCGUGAAGCUCGCCAAGGAGGCCAACUUGGAGCAGCUUCGCGAUGACAUGUUCAAGGGAGAGCCCAUCAAUUUCACGGAAAACCGUGCCGUCUACCACGUCGCCCUGCGCAAUGUUACCAACCAGCCCAUGCAGGUCAAUGGCAAGAGCGUCGUUGAGGAAGUCAACUCCGUCCUCGAGCACAUGAAGGAAUUCUCUGAGCAGGUGAGAAGUGGCGAGUGGAAGGGUUACACUGGCAAGAAGAUUAAGACUGUCAUCAACAUUGGUAUCGGAGGCUCUGAUCUGGGUCCUGUUAUGGUCACAGAAGCUCUCAAGGCCUAUGCCGACCGAAGCCUGACCAUGCACUUUGUCUCCAACAUUGAUGGAACCCACAUUGCAGAGGCCCUCAAGGAGUCGGACCCCGAAACGACUCUGUUCCUCAUUGCCUCCAAGACCUUCACCACCGCUGAGACCAUCACAAAUGCCAACACUGCCAAGGCGUGGUUCUUGGAGACGGCCAAGGACGAUUCCGCUAUCGCUAAGCACUUCGUUGCUCUCUCGACUAACGAGGCGGAGGUCACCAAGUUCGGUAUCGACAAGAAGAACAUGUUCGGCUUCGAGUCGUGGGUCGGUGGUCGUUACUCUGUCUGGAGUGCCAUUGGUCUCUCCGUGGCCAUCUACAUUGGCUUCGACAACUUCCACGAGUUCCUCGCCGGUGCUCACGCCAUGGACAAGCACUUCCGCGAGACCCCUCUUGAGCAGAAUAUCCCCGUCAUCGGUGGUCUUCUGAGUGUCUGGUACAGCGACUUCUUCGGUGCCCAGACGCACCUGGUCGCUCCUUUCGACCAGUACCUGCACCGUUUCCCUGCCUACCUGCAGCAGCUUUCAAUGGAGAGCAACGGCAAGGCCAUUACUCGCUCCGGUGACUACGUGAAGUACACCACGGGUGCUAUCCUCUUCGGUGAACCUGCCACCAACGCCCAGCACAGUUUCUUCCAGCUGCUGCACCAGGGUACCAAGCUUAUCCCCGCCGACUUCCUCAUCGCCGCCGAGUCUCACAACCCGGUUGAGGGUGGCAAGCAUCAGGUCAUGCUGGCCUCCAACUUCCUUGCCCAGUCCGAGGCUCUGAUGAUUGGCAAGACCCCUGAGCAGGUCAAGGCUGAGGGUACACCUGAGCCACUGGUUCCCCACAAGACCUUCCUUGGAAACCGCCCCACGACCUCCAUCCUGGCUCAGAAGAUCACCCCUGGAGCUCUGGGGGCUCUGAUCGCGUACUACGAGCACGUCACCUUCACUGAGGGUGCCAUCUGGAACAUUAACUCUUUCGACCAGUGGGGUGUCGAGCUGGGCAAGGUCCUGGCAAAGAAGAUCCAGAAGGAGCUGGAGACCCCUGGUGCUGGCAGCGACCACGAUCCUUCCACCAGCGGUCUUCUCUUCGCAUUCAAGAAGAAGGCCAACCUGGCAUAGAGUGUGCCCCCUCUACAUGGUUGAGAAAGAUGAUAAAAAUAUGUUUGUAACGCAGAGACGAACGGAUUUCUUCCCUCUAGCCUUUCAAGGAAUGUGAUAGCUUUCCGUCUACUGAACAAGAUGCCCACAACCAAUUAGUAUAUCUAAUAUCUUAGUUUCCAGAAAUAAACCGAUUAUUUUCAUUACCUUC